GUAGUAUUGGCAUCUUAUAUAUACCUACCUAUGCACCCUGUAACUUGUAAACCGUGAGUUGAAGAAAUAAACACAAGGCUUUCUCCCCAAGUAGUAUUGAUCGAUCCAUGGCGGCGGCGCUUCGACACGUGGUGAGGAGGCUCAUGGCUGAGGAGCGACGCCAGCUCUUCUCCCGAAGCCGACUUUUUCACACCCAUGGGCAGCCGCGCAAGAUCAACGACGGGCUAUAUAGGGUGGAGCAGAAGAAAGCAGAGUUGUAUGAUUUGUUACCGAAGGCGAAGACGAAUCCCGAGGCUAUUGAUGAGCAUGACAUGCAGCUACUCAAACUAAUUCCCCAUUUUCGACGACAACUCGUUCCAGAAGUAGAUGACAUUCUCUGGCAGAGGGAGCGGUUUGCUACAAGGGUUAACAGUGUGCUCGAAGGAAUUGCCAGGACGGCAUUCUACAUUGGUAUUACUGCUUUGGCAUAUGGCAUCACCACCGACAAGGGGGUAAAAGACCAGACCAUUGACGAGGGAAGCCAGUGAAGACAAGAUCGAAAAAUCAGAACCAAAGAUGCCCCCAACUUGUUUUCUGUUUAAUUAUGACAUCUGCAGUUUGGCUAGCUAGCA
This is a messenger RNA of Triticum aestivum (bread wheat), 611 nucleotides long. RefSeq lists its product as uncharacterized. The record is from RefSeq and is a predicted model, not a curated record. The coding region runs from base 108 to 527 and encodes 139 amino acids. The transcript is spliced from 3 exons. NCBI's taxonomy places the organism in Eukaryota, Viridiplantae, Streptophyta, Magnoliopsida, Poales, Poaceae.